AUGGCCUUUGCAGAGCUCGAGGCUGUACUCGGGUGGCCACGGGGUCCGUUUGUAGAGCCGACAGUGGUGGCGGUAGUGGGCGAAGCUGCGGCGAGCGCCUUUGAUCCGGCCCUGGUCGUGGUCGAGGGCCUCGAUGCUCUAGUGUAUGGUGUCGGAUACGACGAUGCGGAGGUCCUCGGCCUCUUCGCCCGCCUCCACGAGUGGAGUGCUGGUGACGAUGGUGGCCGAGGCGGGAGAGCUCGGUGUCUGGUUGUCACUGCGACUUCUGGAACGGCGACUUUGGCCAUGGAUCUCGCCGUGCUGCGGUCAGACUACGUCCUCACGGUUGCGCCUCUUGCAACAGGUUACUCGCGCGAGGUGCAUGGGAGCAUCGCUGUGGCCGCCGCCCCAGAAGCGAGCGGCGUCGUCGGUAGGGUGGUCCACUACAAGGCCGCAGACGGGGCAUCUCGGUUCUUUCUCAAGGGUCGGUGA
Molecule: messenger RNA, 471 nt
Organism: Thecamonas trahens ATCC 50062
Lineage: Eukaryota; Apusomonadida; Apusomonadidae
Exons: 2
Coding region: 1-471 (156 amino acids)
Source: RefSeq, a predicted model, not a curated record